GUCGAGAAUAUCAAAUUAAAACAGGAUAAAGAAGACAUUGAGGUCAGAUUCGCAAAACUAGAGCAGAGCAAUAAAGAAAAAACUGAUCUUAUUGCUAAACUGGAAUGGGAUGUUUUACAAAUUAAACAGGCUUCAGUAACUUCACAAUCAAUUAUUUCACCGUCAAUUAAAAAUCAUUCUGGUGAAGAUGAUAGCAUUGAUUCUCAUAGCCUUGAGUCAAAAACUCAUCAAAAUCUAGACUUAUCUUUAGAUAAUCAAAAUACUUUCUCGACAGAAUUAGAAAAGCCAAUGCUACUUCCAUUACUAUGUAAUGCAAAUACUGUGACCAAUGGUCAUGAUCGAGAAGAGAUUAUACCAUCACCAUUACUAUCUGAUGCAAAAACUGUGACUAAUGGUCACAAUCAAAAUAAUGUUUAUGUAAACUCUGUUAAUAUCUCUGAAGUAUUCGAAUCAGAUGAUCAAAUAGUAGAAAAUUUAAUACAAGAGAUGUCCCAUGAUCAUACACAGAGUGUUAUUUCUUCCAAAAAUGAUUCCACAUCUUUAGAUAUCAGUGGACCUGGUGAAAUUAGCAA
This is a messenger RNA of Racocetra persica, 572 nucleotides long. NCBI's taxonomy places the organism in Eukaryota, Fungi, Glomeromycota, Glomeromycetes, Diversisporales, Gigasporaceae. The record is from the annotation of a GenBank genome assembly.